UGAGCUCAACACAUAAAGAUAAGUCUGCGCAUCGGGGUGCAGACGCAUUUCAGCCUCGCAUCAAAGAGAGAGAUAAGAAGACAUGUUUCAUCAGAGGGAUCUCACCGUUUUUUGGACUUGCUUGGGUCAUGGCUCUGAGAUUAUUGGUGGGAAAGAAGUGGCGCCCCACUCAAUGCCUUUCAUGGCUCUGCUUCUGAAUGAAGUAAAAGCCUGUGGAGGGAUACUGAUCGAUCGAUCCUGGGUCCUGACUGCUGCCCACUGUACAGACAUUACGAAGGUGUGGCUGGGGACGCACUCCAUCAAAGCAAAAGAAAAGAAAUCCAGGAAGGUUCUAAAGGUUAAGAAGUCUUAUCCUCAUCCCCACUAUGAUCCAAAAACACACGCCAAUGACCUCAUGUUGCUCAAGCUUGAAAGUUCAGUGAAGGAAACCAAGACAGUGAAGUGUCUCAAGGUCGGUAACACUAACACAGAUCCGGCAGCUGGCACCCACUGUACAGUGGCAGGAUGGGGCAGAACAAACUACUCUGUUCCGAAAAUGUCAGACGUCCUGAUGUCUGUUAAUGUGACUGUGAUCGCCAGAGUGAAAUGCAACUCCCCUGAAUAUUACAACUCAGAUCCAGUUAUCACCAGCAGCAUGAUAUGUGCUGGUUCAGACGGUAAAAAGGAAACUGAUACCUGUCGGGGGGAUUCAGGAGGCCCACUGUUGUGCGGCGGAGCGCUAGUUGGAGUCACUUCUUUCGGAAUUGAGUGUGGCCUGAUUGGUAAUCCUGGAGUGUACUCUUACCCCUCAGCUAAACAACUCGACUGGAUCAAAGAGACAAUGAAGAAGUCUGGCGCAUGAGUAGCACCCACUCUUUAAGAUUCUGUAUUCACAAACCAUGUUAACCAAUUUAAGUACUUCUAUCUUUAAGCUUUGUUUGUGCCAUACAGCUUCCGCUGCAAUAACGCCAGGCAAAAUGGAUUGAGAUGAGCCGUCUCUUUAACAUGAAAGCAAAUCACCAAAGUGACAUUACUCAACCAGACGAUUCACCACUUCCUGCAUCAAGAGCCUGCAUUAAAAUUGAGGCUUCAGCUCAAGUCUUGUGGAAAGAUUUGGUCUCUAAGGUCAAUUCUGGGUCAUGUUUUAGUAUCACAGAUCUAUGUACUGUAAUUACAGCUUGAAAACCUUGCAGAAACAAUAUAUUCUACUGGCAUAACGGCAGAGUCAGAAAAAUAAAAGACUUUCUUUUGUCUUGGCUGUCUUUGGUAUUCGUACCACUCUGUCUCUUCAAAAUGUAUUCUCAUUAAAGCAGUGAAUAAUUUCA
Messenger RNA from Scophthalmus maximus (turbot), 1304 nucleotides. RefSeq names its product granzyme K. Gene Ontology annotation, molecular function: serine-type endopeptidase activity. The transcript has 5 exons. Gene Ontology annotation, biological process: proteolysis. Lineage: Eukaryota; Metazoa; Chordata; Actinopteri; Pleuronectiformes; Scophthalmidae. The record is from RefSeq and is a predicted model, not a curated record. The coding region runs from base 83 to 841 and encodes 252 amino acids.